Messenger RNA from Catharus ustulatus (Swainson's thrush), 3838 nucleotides. It is a transcript of the gene CCDC77, whose product is annotated as coiled-coil domain containing 77. The record is from RefSeq and is a predicted model, not a curated record. Bases 167 to 1648 code for a protein of 493 amino acids. The transcript has 11 exons. Gene Ontology annotation, cellular component: centrosome. NCBI's taxonomy places the organism in Eukaryota, Metazoa, Chordata, Aves, Passeriformes, Turdidae.
UUGGGGCUGUGAGGAGGAGGCGGCGGCGGGAUCCCCCCUCCCGGGGUCUCUAUCCCGGGGCUUUUCCAGCGGGGUUCCCGCCGGCCACCCUCCUCCGCCCACCUGCCGGGGUGCCCGAAGCCGCUUUUCUCCACCCACAGAGAGCCUGGCGCUCCGCAGGGGCACGAUGAGCUCAGCGGGCCGCGCUGCGGGGAUCCCGCGCUCCACAAGGCAGUCAACCCCCCGUGCCUCAUCCAGAUCUGAGUCCCAGCUUCCAAGCCGGUUUCCAAGUCGGGAGGACUUUACUCCUCUCCCCUCAGUCAGUGAGCGCCUGAGUCAUCUUAGCCCCUCCCAUGAGCUCCUGGACUAUUACCGCAAGAAGGUUGCUGAUUUCGAUGCGGAGCAUGAGGAGUUGGUGAAAAGGCUGGAGAAAUACAAGCAAGCCUAUGAUGAGCAGCACCGGUUGCAGUGGGAAGUGCGCCACUUGGAAGAGGAGAUUUCAGAGCUGCAGAAGGCUUUGAGUGAUAUGCAGGUGUUCCUCUUCCAGGAGAAGGAGCAAGUGCUUCGCCUGUACUCAGAGAAUGACCGGCUGAAACUCAGGGAAAUGGAGGACAGAAAAAAAAUCCAGCAACUCCUGGCUGCACUGGGAAGAGAUGAAGGAGAAGUUACAUAUUUCCAUAAGGAGCCUCCACAUAAGGUUACUGUUCUGCAAAGGCCAGCAGAGACCCAGGAACAAGAUGAUGUUUCUAGUACAGUAGGUAUGGGGAAAAGCACUCUAAAACCACCAGCAAAAGGAGAGAAACCAGAAAGUCCUGAGAGAUAUCAAAAAGAUCAGGAAACACUUCUACUACAGGUGAAGGCCCUGCAAGCUCAGAUGGAAGAACAGACCCGACUAGCCAAGGAACAGGUUGAGGCACUGCUCGAGGACAGGCGCAUUCAGAUGGAGGAAGCUGAGGUCCGGCAUCAGAGGGACCAGGACAAGAUCCAAACCAUAACAGAAAGGCUACAUAAGACCCAAAGCCUCUUAUAUGAGAGUACCCGGGACUUUCUCCACCUCAAGUUUAGUGCCAGAGCCAAUGAGAAAGCAUGGAUGGCAGAGAAGGACAGUCUGUUGAGGAAACUUGGCAAAGACCUGGAUCAUCUUGUUUUGAGCACAGAUUCAGGAAAAAAGAAGCAGAGAGAGCCAAAGAAGAUGAUGCAAGAAAAUGAUGGAACUUCAAAAUGCAACAGCAAAGAAAUAAAGGUACUGCAAGACAAGCUAAUGCAGGAAAAACACCUGUCACACAUGUACAGAGAGCAAUGUAUCUCCCUGGAAGGGGAGGUGGCUAGGGUCCGUGAGGAGCGAGAUGCUGGCAAAGAACUCUUUAAGGAACGCUCAGAAAAGAUGGAGAAGCGCCUGAAACUGAUGACUCAGCGAUAUGAAGCCUUGGAAAAACGUCGUAGUAUGGAAGUAGAGGGCUUCAAGAAUGACAUUAAACAGCUUCAGCAGAAACUGAAAGGUGUAGAGAAGCAUAUUCAUAAGGUGGCUUUGAAUUUGGGACCAGACCAGGAUCUUGCAAUUCUACAUGAAGUCCGCCAAGGAAACAAACUAACACGUAAAAUUCAAGGAGAACUAAAAGACUUAAAAGCAAAAAUCUACAUCUUAGAGGAUGAACUACGGCACUGCUGAAGCUCAAUUAUUAGCUGGCAUCCUAAUUUUAGGACUAGAACAUUGCUGGACUUGAAUAGUCUUAUGCAAGAACACCUCCUGCUUGUUUGUUUCCUGGCAUCCAUUGACAGAAGACUGAGGAAAUCUGCAGUUAAUAAGUGUAUAUGAGCCAUUCCUAGUGCACCAGAUUAUAUUGCUUUUUGAGCUGAGAGAUGGCACCUGAUAAAACUGACUUUAAAAGUACAUGAUGACUGAUAUAUCAGGAGUGUGUGUAUGACUAUAUCUUGAUAUUUGUGGUAGGGAUCAGUGUAUACUGUCCUUUCCCUUUAUUUGGUGCAUAUUACAAAUCACAUUCAUGGUUAGAAUGAAAUUAUUACUCGUAGAAGGAUCUAGUUGAAGAUCUUAAUUUUGGCUGACAUUUUCUUAUGUGAGAAGCAGCUUUUAAAAUAGCUUAUAUGAUUACAGUUUUGGUGCUUAGCAGCACCUCAGGAUAUAACUGGAAAUUCUCAUACAGAAAGUCUCUACUUAAGUGUCUUACAUUUGACUCCUGGACAGGAUAACUAUUUUAAAAUGGUUCCAUUUGCUUGGUUUUAACCUAAUUGGAACAAACCUUAAUGAUUUAAUAUGGUGGGAAAAGAUAACCCAUUACAGAACUCUUUUGCAAGGAUGAGCAACAUUUACAUGAGUUCUGGAUGCUUGGUGGGAAGGGAGGUACUACACAACUGAAACUCCUCUUCCCCUUCCUCACAGUUGUUUUAACCCACAGAGGAAGCCCAUAAUAAAGAGGAUCUCGUAUCUUUGUUAACCACCAUAUUAUCUGUCUUUGCAACUCUAAACAAGAUCUUGGUUAUGUGCAGAGAAAUCAUGGUUAGCUUUUGCUACAGCAGUUGUUGCUACUGAACUGUAACAAACUGGGGUGGAGGAGCAGGUUCCCAGUUGUUCCAUGACAGCCCUAAGUAUAGCUAUAUAAUGAUUCUGCAGCCUUAUGAUGAUUAUCUUCAUACCAGACAUCACAAUUCUAGAAAACAGAUGAAAUCAUUACAAGGGUUACAAUAUGGCUUCAGGUGAGUUUAUAAUUGCAGAUAUUCAUACUUUUACUGUAGCAUCAGCAAAUCUUGUCCACUUUGCAGCUGAGAGCAGAUCUGUAGUGGAGAAGGGUUUUCAAUGCUUCUGUCUGAUACUUUACCUUUCUCUACCUUGUUUCUGUAGUAUACACUAUAUAGGCUGCUAACAUUUCCUUUGUCUUUGAGAAGAACUUGGUUUGUGAAAGCAGGCAAUUUGUUUUGGAUGUGGAAGUGGCCCUGCAGAUCCUCAUUUAGUUUUUCAUAGGUAGGUAUAGACAAGAUGGUUGUUAAUGUGCUGUAAAUGUUUGGAGAAGGAAGAAUUGUUUUUAUAGCAUCAGCUACAUCAAUGCAGGGGGGGAAAUGCUCUUAAGACAUCCAUACCCACUUGAGUUGUGACGACCUUCCUUUCCCCUAUGGUUCUGUACUGUGGCUUUUAUUCUGUCUGUGUUCUUGAGGACAGUUCAUCAGACUUCAGUGUGAGUGAGUGGAAGUCUGUCCCUGGGUGCUCUACUACACUUGCAGCUUGCAAGGGGCUGUUUUAAAGGAUGUUGCACUGAUCAGUUGAGCUGAUAAUACUGAACUGUUAAGAAACUUGUUCAUGAACAACUCGGGUGCCAAUGAGAUGUGGACAGUUAAGGAAGGGUAUUUAAUGCUAUCCAUCAUUUACUCUCACUCUUUCCUAGCUGGCUGGUACUUUCUUAGAGAAAUCAAACUAAUUAAAGUAAGCUUCUAUCUGAAAUAACGUACUACUGGCUUGAGGAGAAGAUAGCAAUCCUAAGUGGCCUAGAGCCUAAGUGGCUGCUUCUGAAAAUUGCUACAUAGUGAAGCCUGAGCUAUUCAUUCAGCAGGAUCCAUCUACUUCAGUUCAGCUGAUGGGAGCCUAGCCAAAAGGUCUCUUGAACCUAUAAAAUCCUGUUUAUUUUCAGCUGUUCCAAGCAAAAGAAUUGCUUGUGAAAUGACGUUUUCCUCACUUGAAAGCCAUGAAGUGUAUCUGGGUAAAGGCUAGAGGCUUUGACAUUCAGGUUUGUAAGACUGGGAGGAAGUAUUGGGGGAAGAAGGAUGUAAAUGUUUAAUUUCCUGUCUUCCUUACUACUAUUCUUUAGACUUCAGAAAGACUGUACAGAAUAAAAUGACAACAUUCCUAAUA